AAGGGAUGGGAUGUGACGGGAUGUGGUGGGAUGCAGAGCUCUCCCAGUCCAUGACGAGCGCAUAACGCACAUUACUCUGUCUGSUCGGAUGCAGCAGCAUCCUCUUAAAAAAAAGAAGCUGCGCUUCAGCUCAGCUCGGAGGCAGAGAGUCAGCCGGUUUGGGAAGGAUGGCGCACCUCCGUCCGCGGACUAAAAACGAACCGAACCAGUCCGGGAUCGUCCUCACUGCCUGGGAUCAGUUGUGAGACUGAAGCAGGACUGAAAACUAAUUGCUUCAUCGUUUUUAUUUAUUUAUUUUUGUGUUUUUUGUUCGCGGAUGCAGCAGCGCGCCGGCUCCAGAAGUUGGGAUGCCACGAGUCUUGGAUGUGGACCCCGCAGCGCAGACGGACUGUGUUGUUCCAAUCAGGCGACCCCCUCUCUGAUGUCUGCAUGGAGGGUGAUCAACAUGUGGCCCUCAGAUAAAAGGCACCUUUAAUCCAUCAGUGAGAGCCAUGCAGACACACUGACCAGCAGCCCCGCGGGUGAUACCGACUAUUUACAGUAAAGGAAUGAAAGCUCCUGCCUCGAGAUGAUGGAUGAUAGAUCCAGUAAGCUCAUUUUGGUGCCUAUCCUAGCUGUCCUUUUCGUUAUGAUAGGUUACCAGUACAUUUGUCCCGCGGGCAGUAAUUCCUGCCACUUCAAGUCCGAGGAGCGGCUCCGCGGGGUGAGCCUGCUCCAGUCCCCGGACCAGGACGGAGACGAUUUCUACCGGGACCAGGACCUGGACGAGGACGGCCCCCCGAAGCUGCCGUCCAAGUUCAACUUCACGGAGCGAGACCUGGACAGGCACGUGGAGUUCCACAUCAAAGGSGACGACGUGAUCGUGUUCCUGCACAUCCAGAAGACCGGCGGGACCACCUUCGGGAGGCACCUGGUGAGGAAUAUCCGCCUGGAGCAGCCGUGCGACUGCAAGCCCGGCCAGAAGAAGUGCACCUGUCACCGGCCGGGGAAGGAGGAGUCCUGGCUCUUCUCCCGCUUCUCCACCGGCUGGAGCUGCGGGCUGCACGCGGACUGGACCGAGCUGACGAACUGUGUGCCCGUCAUCAUGGAUAAGAAGGACGCCCAGAGGAAUAAAAGGAACUUCUACUACAUCACCAUGCUGCGCGACCCAGUCUCCCGCUACCUGAGUGAGUGGAAACACGUCCAGAGAGGAGCCACGUGGAAGACAGCCCUCCACAUGUGCGACGGACGCUCGCCCACCCAGGAYGAGCUGCCCACCUGCUACAGCGGUGACGACUGGUCCGGAGUGCCCCUGGAAGACUUCAUGAACUGCCCGUCCAACCUGGCCAACAACCGCCAGGUCCGCAUGCUGGCCGACCUGAGCCUGGUGGGCUGCUACAACCUGUCCUCCAUGAACGAGAGCCAGCGCAACCACAUCCUCCUGAGCAGCGCCAUGAGCAACUUGAAGAACAUGGCCUUCUACGGGCUGACCGAGUUCCAGCGCAAGACGCAGUACCUGUUCGAGCGGACGUUCAGCCUGCGCUUUAUCGCCGCCUUCACGCAGAUCAACAGCACGCGGGCGGCCAACGUGGACCUGAGCGAGGCCGUGCGCAGGUGCAUCGAGAAGCUCAACUUCCUGGACGUGCAGCUGUACGAAUACGCCAAGGACCUGUUCCUCCAGCGGUUCCAGUUCUCCCGCCAGAGGGAGCACCAGGAGGUGCGCUUGAAGAGGCGCGAAGAGAGACGCUGGUUGAGGGAGCAGGGCAGGCCGUGGCCAUCCAAACGCAGGGCCAGCGGGACCAGAGAAGGAGGCUCCCAGAAGGAAGCGGACAGUGACUUGUCGACCACCACGGAGGACUACACGAGCCAAGUGGCCCGUUGGUGAGAUCYCAGCAGCAGAGGGCAAAACGAGAGGAGUUGGUGGAAAUUCCUCGCAGACAUUUUGCAUCUUUGUGUCUCACCAUUAAUGUGUCUUGCAUCUAUCUGUUUUGUCUGCUUUAAUCUGAUCUGGUGCUUUUUCUUUAUUUAAAAAAAGGCCAUCUUUUUGUCUUUCAGCAGCUCUCGUGUCUUAUUUUAUUUAUUCAAACUGUUGCCUUAGUUAUUUUAGAYCUGUAAAAGAACAGUAAAUGAAGUAGCUAGUAAAGUGUAUAAAAAUUUGCUCUAACUUGCAUUGAUUUUGGAUUUUUCACAGCCAGUUUGUGAACGUCAUUGAAAAUUAUCAUCUCUGUUCCGAUCGUUCUCACUCCAGCAGCAUUGUGUUUUUCAAAGGACCUUUAUAAAUYAAUGCAAACGAAAUCCUUCAAUGUUGGUUUUUAAGCCAAAAGGUUGGGUUUUUCAUGUUAAUCUGCAAUGUGGUUAAAGAUGAAGCAGCGAAAUUUUAAUGUGGCCAAGAUUUGUACUUAAAUAAGUAAGUUUUGGGUUCCUGAACUUAACCUGUUAGCUUCAGUGCAAUUAACCAAACACUGAAUGAAGCAAAGUGUUAAUAAAUGACGUGGUACAUUAUAGUACUGCUUCACUGGAACGCUGGCGCUGAGUCAGAUAUUUCCCAGGACUGCAGACGACUUGGGGAUGAGAGCGAGCUGCAACGUCACAAACUCUAAAACAUUAUUAUCUUGAAGUUGUGGUGRAACUGAUUGCAUGUCACACAUACACAAUAUAUUUACAAAAGCUGGGAGUGAUUUCUUAAUGAUGUGCUGCACAGCCUGAAUAAAGCAGCAUUAAAAUGUUUUUAAGCCUUUUUUCUUUUUCAUAAACCAACACUUCAGUUUCUCUCCRCCUUAAAAUUGGAUGUUAUAAAGAUCAUUAAAAUUUAGGGGUUUUUAAGAGAAAAAAAUAUAGAUUUUUUUUCUUAAACUGCAUUUGUUCAAGGCUUUUUAUGCAUCUCCAGCUUCAUUUUUGAGGGUAAAUCUUUCCUGAUUGGUUACUCAGGCAGAUGGUCUCUGAUAGUUUCACUUGUCAUAAAAAAGCAGCUGCUUGGUUUAAAAUUAAAGCAAUAUUUCUCUUCCUUUUCCAUGAGAGUUAGAUUAAUAUUUUACCUACUGUAGAUGGCACUUGCAGUGACCUUUGUUUGGAGGAAUAGAAUUUAAUUCUGACAGGUGAUCGACUAAAACUAGUAUCUCAUUUGGCUGCAGCCAUUGGUGCCAAACUGAAAAUGGCAUUUGCAAAAUGUUUGCGAGGGUUUCUCAAUUCCCUUGCGAUCCAAGAGGGUCUGAUAGCAAAAGAAAAGUURCCGGGCUGCAUAGAGAUCUCACUUUUAAAUGAUGCAGCUUUCUGGGUUUUUUAACAUUCUUGCAGGAGCGGUGUGAUUAAAAAUGUGCACUCCUGCAAAAACUUUGGCUGCGGUUUUUUUUUUUUUUUAUUAUUAUUAUUUUUUUGCAACUUAUUUGUCAAAUCACUGAGACUGGCAGCAAUUUUACAAAAUUCUGCUACUAUUUAAAAAAAAGUUGUUUUCAGGAGGCACCCAUCCACUUCCACUUUGGCUCCACUUGAACUCUAUUUGUCCAAAUUGUGGUUGUUUAAAGAGCUAUCUACAACAGGUAAGAUGUUAAUUGUUUACAGUCUUUCCACAUUCCAAUUUUAAAGAUCUAUUGCUUUUAAAGUAGAAGAAAAAAAUCAGCCCUAGACUAUUAGACUUUCUUUGUUUUUCUUUCUUAGUAAAACAAUAUCCUGAUAUGAACACAGAUCCAUAAUAAACACAAUGUAUACUAUGUGUACUUUUUUUAAUUUAAAGCAAACAAAGCUUUCUUUAAAGCUUGCAUGCAUUAUUUUUUGUGCGAURUUUUGCAGACCUUAAACACCUCUUUUAAAGGCAACACCAGGACAGCAGUGUGGCAUUAUGUUAAACGGAAUAACUUCAUUCUUUUCAUGUACAUUUUGUCAAGCAUUGUAUCYGUUGUGAAGAAGAAAAAAAGUUAAUUAAAAUGUUUGAAAAAA
Austrofundulus limnaeus is the source of this 3912-nucleotide messenger RNA. RefSeq names its product heparan sulfate 6-O-sulfotransferase 3b (gene hs6st3b). Gene Ontology annotation, cellular component: membrane. The record is from RefSeq and is a predicted model, not a curated record. The transcript is spliced from 2 exons. Gene Ontology annotation, molecular function: heparan sulfate 6-sulfotransferase activity. Bases 569 to 1864 code for a protein of 431 amino acids. NCBI's taxonomy places the organism in Eukaryota, Metazoa, Chordata, Actinopteri, Cyprinodontiformes, Rivulidae.